This is a messenger RNA of Zootermopsis nevadensis, 6716 nucleotides long. It is a transcript of the gene GABA-B-R2, whose product is annotated as gamma-aminobutyric acid type B receptor subunit 2. Lineage: Eukaryota; Metazoa; Arthropoda; Insecta; Blattodea; Termopsidae. Gene Ontology annotation, cellular component: membrane; G protein-coupled receptor heterodimeric complex. The record is from RefSeq and is a predicted model, not a curated record. Gene Ontology annotation, biological process: G protein-coupled receptor signaling pathway; gamma-aminobutyric acid signaling pathway. Gene Ontology annotation, molecular function: G protein-coupled GABA receptor activity.
GCAGCCGGACGAAAGCUCGUGUCCUCCGUCGAUCGCAAACGAAACUAGAUACACAAUCCACUGUUUCGAUAAAAAUGUUGUUUACAUUUUUAUUAGAAUUUUAAGUUAUGCACGCCGUAGAAUGUUGUGUGGUAGAUCCUAAAACUAUGUUGGCUUUUGACAUUUUAGUAUAUUUGGUGUGUCGGUGUUAGUAGGCGGUAAUUUUCGGGUGCUUAAAUUGGAGCGCCUUCUUCAAGGGGCUAUUUUCACAUCUCGUCGGGAUGUGUAUGGUAGUGGUAGGAUUAUCGUAAAGUGAGCUGCGGUGAGACGGCUGUGCACGCCGACAGCAGAGACAAAGGAAGAGGAGAAAUGUAAAACAUAAAUGAUAAAAAGGACUUCCGUUCCUCACGUUCCUGGCUUCCUUUGAAUGUCGCCUGUUAAGUUGAUUGUGUUAUGUAAUGACUUGAAGAUGCAUUGCUCUGAGACCGAUAACUACCGUUGAGCAACUGGGAAUAUUACGGAAUUGAAUGUCGUUAAAGCAAACAGUUUAUAAAUCUCUGCCAUUGCCUUUGGGGAAUCCCUCUGAGUAUUCUAAAAACAGAUGCGGAUAAAUGAGGUCAUGAUGUGUGAUAAAUUACUGCAACAAUGAUUUUACGACACCACAGUGAAUUAAGUGAAACUGAUUCUGUAUUUCUCGAAGUGAAGAACAAAUCCUGAUCGCAGAAUUUUCUAGUGGGUCACGAGGUGAAGGAAAUGCUAGACGUCUUGUGAAAUGAAGACGAUAUUUAUGAUGGCGGACUGUACAACAGAGAUAAAUUGUCUUCUUUUAUUGCGAGUGAGUAACAGAAAAACUUUAAACACCUGUGAUUGAUGAAGUGACUGGUGAAGGAGUAUGGCAAUACUUCGCGGAUGUUGGUCAGACAAUAUUACAAGGAAGACCAGUGCAUCCUGGUGUUAUUAUCACGAACUGAAGAGUUAGUAAUACACGAAGUGAAGAUAAAAAUACGUCUCUUAUUUCCAUGUCUCACGCUGAGAUUGGUGUAUCGAAUAGUUGUUUUCCGUGUUCUUCGUCAUUGUUUUCUUCUUGAAUUGUAAAGUGGCUCAGAUUAUUAGACGUUAACACAGGAAAUGAAGUGGCGAAUGGUUAGUGCCAUUAGCAACAACACGCACAAAGCCCUGUAGCUCAUGACGAACCAAUUGCAACAAUACAAUAUCAGCUAUGGCGUCAAACGUUUUCAUCAAACAAAUUUUCCACAAUAACUCACCAUUAAUAUUCCUUAUUAUAAGUUAUACAGAAGUGAAAUUCUAUGGUAGGUGAUAAGUGUUCAAGGCUACGUGAGAUUACUUUCAAAACUGUAAACAGAGGCAUACUUAAAUGAAUUUUCAGAAAUAUUGUUAUAUAAAAGGAAAGCUUCACAGAAUGUUUACAUGGAUAAACGUUUAUUGAGUGUAUUAUCAAAAGUCGUAAGACAUUAAGUAGAAAGUGUUCGAACGUAAAUGAGAAAAUAUUUCACAAAAUUCAUCGCAUUUUAUUUCCAACUGAAAACAGACUCUUGCGCAAAUUAUAAAGUAUUUACUUUUCUUAACAUGUCAUAGAAUUUAAUUUAAGAUUAGAACAAAUAACAUUAGACUGAGAUUAAGUACGUACACGAUUCACCCUGAUAAAGAUAUUACAGCAUGUUGUGUAAAGAAAUAAGUUCGAAAGUUGUUUAGACUUUCAAUCGUAGUGACUAAUUGAAUAUAAAGCUAUCUUAAACACAGACGAUAGUGAAGUAAUCUACCAUAGUUUCAAGACAGUGAAGUUUUUUACACAGAACUAGCCCCAUAAUGACCGCUUUGAGAAAGAUCGUCUGCAUCGUGGCGCUGCUGUGCCUCACGCUGUCGGAAGUGACGUGUCAGAAGCCGAACUUACCUGGCAACAAGCGCCGAGACGUCUACAUAGCUGGUUUCUUCCCGUACGGCCAUCAUGUUCCUGAAUCACGAGUGGGACGCGGGGUAAUGCCGUCUGUGAUGCUGGCUGUCGACCACAUCAACGAAAAUCCAACGGUUCUUCGCAACUACAUGCUACAUAUGUACUGGAACGACACCCAGUGCAACGCCGCGGUGGGUGUGAAGGCUUUCUUCGACAUGAUGCAUAUCGCUCCACACAAGGUGAUGUUAUUUGGGGCCGCCUGUACCCAAGUGACAGACCCCAUCGCCAAAGCAUCCAAACGGUGGCACCUCACUCAGCUGUCCUACGCAGACACGCACCCGAUGUUUACAAAGCAACACUUCCCCAACUUCUUUCGCGUGGUGCCGAGUGAAAACGCAUUCAACGCUCCACGCCUCAAGCUGCUACAGGAGUUCAAUUGGACACGCAUCGGCACCAUCUACCAGAAUGAACCCCGCUACUCUCUGGCACACAAUCACCUCGUGGCUGAUCUCGAUACGAUGGGAUUCACUGUUCAAGAAACGCAAAGUUUUGCCAAUGAAGUGGCAUCUGCCAUGACGAAGCUGAAAGAGAAGGACGUCAGAAUAAUUCUUGGAAACUUCAACGAGUCGUGGGCCCGCAGGGUGUUCUGCGAGGCAUACAGCGCAGGGAUGUUUGGGCGCAAGUAUCAGUGGCUCAUCAUGGGAACGUACACCGAAGAAUGGUGGCUACAAGAGGCGGGAGUAGUUCCAUGUUCCGCCGCUGAGCUUAUGUUGGCGUUGGAAGGCUGCAUCCUAACGGACCUACUGCCCCUGUCUACCAAUGGCGAGAUAACCGUUUCCGGAAUUACUGCCGAAGAGUACCGGCUGGAGUACGACUCUCGUCGAGGCUCGGAAUAUUCUCGUUUCCAUGGAUACACUUACGACGGCGUCUGGGCUGUGGCACUGGCCAUUCAACAUGUGGCUCAUCGCAUACGUCAUUUUCGGAAGAAUCAGACCGUUGUGGACUUCCAGUAUCGUGAUCCCCUGUGGGAAGAAUUGUUCCUGGAAGCGCUUCGCAACACCAGUUUCGAAGGAGUUACGGGGCCAGUGCGUUUUUAUGACAAUGAGAGAAAAGCCAGCAUCCUCCUUAAACAAUUUCAGAAUGGUUCCGAGGUAAAGAUCGGAGAAUUUGAUGGUGUAACAGAGCAGCUGGAUCUAACAAGAGGUCACAUCAUUAAAUGGCAUGGUCGUUCCCCUCCCAAGGAUCGCACACUCCAGAUAUUUGAGCAUUCACAUGUCAACAUCACGAUAUAUUCUCUGCUCGCUGCCACAGCCUCUGUAGGUAUAGUCAUGGCCAUCUCCUUCCUAGCCAUCAACAUCACAUACCGCAAUCAACGAUAUAUCAAGAUGUCCAGUCCAUACCUGAACAAUCUAAUCAUCAUUGGAUGCAUGCUGACAUACAGCAGCGUCAUCUUCCUAGGCCUGGAUUCAACGCUCACCAGUGUAGAGGCAUUUCCCUAUAUCUGCACAGCUCGUGCUUGGCUUCUCAUGGCUGGCUUCUCCUUAGCAUUUGGUUCAAUGUUUUCCAAGACAUGGCGUGUUCAUUCCAUUUUCACAAAUGUGAAGCUCAACAAAAAGGUCAUUAAAGACUACCAACUAUUCAUGGUGGUUGGAGUAUUAUUGGUUAUUGACCUUAUUAUAAUGACUACAUGGCAAGUUACUGACCCAUUCUAUCGAGAAACAAAACAAAUGGAACCAUAUCCACAUCCUUCAAGUGAAGACAUACUUAUCGUCCCAGAGAAUGAGUACUGUCAGAGUGAACGAAUGACUAUUUUUGUUGGUUCUAUAUAUGCUUACAAGGGACUGCUCAUGAUAUUUGGUGCUUUCCUGGCAUGGGAGACACGCCAUGUCAGUAUUCCAGCUCUUAACGACUCCAAGUAUGUUGGCAUGAGCGUGUACAACGUAGUUAUCAUGUGCAUUAUGGGGGCUGCAAUUAGCUUUGUGCUUUCAGACAAGCAAGAUGCAUCAUUUAUAAUCAUCUCUGUCUUCAUAAUAUUCUGCACAACUGGCACACUUUGCCUUGUGUUUGUGCCAAAGCUCAUAGAACUGAAGAGGAAUCCACAGGGAGCCAUUGAUAAGCGCAUUCGUGCAACACUUCACCCCAUGUCAAAGGCCAGGCGAGACUCUCUUGCAUCUGAAUUGGAGGAAAAGUUAAAAGAUGCAAAAGCUUUCAACCAGAAGUAUCGGAAACAGCUGCUAGAGAGAGAAUCGGAGCUGCAGAUUCUUGUGCGAAGGCUAGGUGAUGAGGGUAGGGACAUACUGGAAUCAGAUAAUGGCAUGGAUCGACUGACAGUGCCACGCCAUGAUGCCUUGCUCAAGAGGGAAGAGACAACCGAGAUCAGCUCGCUAUGUUCCCUUAACUCAUCGCAGGAUGGUGAAUAUGUGAACCUGACAGUUGAAACGCCCUCCCAGCAGAGGAAAAAGACCUCAUUUUCGACAAAGCCACCAUCAGUUGCUGUGGUGGGAAUAAGGGAACCUCCACAGCCAGGUGGAUUAACAGUUACUCCUGCAGCAUCUUGCCUUCGCAAGAAGUCAUCAUCCUCCCUCGAGAACCAGGAGAACACUGCCACUAACCGCAUCCCAUCUGUGAUGAGGACGUCACUUCUAAGCCGUGAAGGGACACCAGAGGACUCAGAACCUCUCAUAGAGAACUCAGCAGCUACAAAGUUGACAUUGUCAGGCGGGGAAAGUAACGUACACUUCGUUCCUGAGGGUCCAGAGGAUGAGGAGAGCAGCCAUAUUAGAGAAGAGAAGUCCUUAAUUCAUCAUCAUGAUCUUGUGGAAGACAGGCCACGAUUACCAACACCUCCACCAUCUCUCACAAAGGUUGUUAGUUUUGGUGAUGUGACCAAUACUCCACUUUCUUCAUCUUAUCCUCCUCUUGAGGAGGAAACAAUUCUUCCACCUCCUAAGCAAUUUCAUCCACAGCAUCGCCAUACUUCUUCAAUAUCUAUUGCACCACAGGCUUACCAUAAGAUCAGCUACACACCACAACAGUUCCAACAUCCUCCUUCAGCUCUUAGACGCCGUUCUAGUGUUAAAAGUGCUUCAGGUGGGAACAGUUCAUCAGCUAACCUUCAAGUCUUGGAUUCAGGACCUGAGCAGAGGAGACGGACUAGUGUACCAGUGAUGCCAUCUGGCAGUGGGCAUGGAAACCUCCAACAAAUUGCUUCAUACCCAGCUGAUUCAAUGGCAGUAAGAAAUCUUAAUAAUAGUUACCCCGCUAAGAGGUUCUGUGCAGCUCACAGCGAGUCAACAUCAUCAGACAUUGGGAGGAGGGAGAAAGUUAAGAUACAGAGACAAGGGACUGGUGAUAUGUCUGUAUCAAGUGACAUUUUGAAUGUUGGGACAAGUGUUUCCACUGUGAUGGGAAGUGGUAUUGCUGACAGUGGGGGGAAAGGGUCAAUGCCCACAUAUUUGCUCAAUGGAGGGGGCACUGAUCUCCUGGCAUCAGGGGGCAAUGCCUCAUCUCCCAAUGUUACUGCAGUGGUAAAGACUACUGUUUGUGAUCAGGGGCCUGACAUGAUGAUAAUCCAGCGCUCAGUGUCAGAGAAGAGCCGGGAGCGUACUGCGCUGUUUCAUUAUCACCAUCAUCACCGGCAACCAUAUCAGCACUCAACACCGCCACCACCACCAGCAACCUCAUACCAACCUGACAGCAGGAAACUUUCCCAUCACAUCCCACAGCUCAAACAGCAGAAAACACUGCUCCAUUCACAUGUUCAGAGCACACCAAAUGUCGCCUCAUCACAGCGCACCAGUAUGGCCACACACCAUCACCAUCAAGCAUCUGCCACCAAUGUGCCAGCAAUGUGCUCUGCUGUGUCAGAAGGGGAACUAUUAGAUCUUGCAAUUCUACCCAUAUUCCAAAAACUACUCAGUGAACGCCAUAAGAGUCGCACAGGAUAUGGGGCAUCCAUUGCAUCAUGCCCUAACAUCUCCAUAAAGUGUGACAUUGUUGAGUAUUUGUAGAGGGGGGUAGACUUUUCCCACUUUAAAAUGGAAAUAAGUAUGUGCAGUUAAGUUGACCAUAUGCAGUGGAAGGUCAGGAAUGAUUUUGGUGGAUAGUAUUAAUAUAGAAACCAAAGAGGAAUUAAUAUUCAUUGUAUAGCAGGUUUAUUCUUAAUGUUUAAUUUUUGUUACAUGUCUGACUGAGUGGAUGUGACUUUAAUAUGUCUCAGGAACCAGAUUAUUCUGUGACCAUUGUUACUCAACAAGCCACCUUCCCUCCAAUAGUUUCAUGCACAUAUGCACGGUUAUGUAAGUCAGUUCUAAUGAAUCACAGCUAUUUCUUGUAUUUCUUGUGGUGCAUGUUAUGCGAUAAGGAGAUAAAGAAAUCCUUAAAAAUUUAUUUCAGUCCUCCAAGUUUUCUUUUUAAGUCUUAGAAAUGACUGAAAAAGGAUGUAACAUUAAUUUAAUUUACUCUAGAUUCUGUUCAGUAGUUUAGGAUGUUUACAUUCAUUACAGGAAAUGUUGGCAGUGCAGAAUAAUAUGAGUAAUGUAAUAUAUAAUGGUUGGUUGGUCAUGUCACUCUCUUGGCACCUCCUAUUUAAAAAAUUAAUUUUAGGAUACAAUUAGAAAAAUGCUUUAACCCACUGUAAGCAUAUAAAUUGUUUUCCUAAAUAUACUGAACAUCAAAUCCAUAACUAUCUGCAUCAAAAGAGUUACACUAUUACUUUUGAAAUAUAAUUAUGACCCUCAACAUUUCUUUAUUGCUUUAGUAAAGAACUGUUAUCUUCUUCUUCUUCUAUGGCUCUCCGGUCCGUAUUUGGUCCAUGGCCUCCUCA